Drosophila hydei is the source of this 3028-nucleotide messenger RNA. RefSeq names its product agrin. NCBI's taxonomy places the organism in Eukaryota, Metazoa, Arthropoda, Insecta, Diptera, Drosophilidae. The record is from RefSeq and is a predicted model, not a curated record. Gene Ontology annotation, biological process: multicellular organism development; cell differentiation. Gene Ontology annotation, molecular function: protein binding. The transcript is spliced from 4 exons. Bases 1024 to 2898 code for a protein of 624 amino acids.
CAAUAAAUAAUGCAGCCGCUGUAACGUCCAACGUCAACGUCAACGUCAACGCCGAACGUCGACUGCGCACGGAACAGCAUCACAGCGAAUCACUUCGCAUGCGAAACUCAACGAGCGCGCAUCAAAAAAAUCAAAUUCAAACGGUUACGGUUAAAGAGUAACGAACUACACUGAAGAAAAGAACUGAACUCGAGUGCCCGCCCCGCAAGAGACUAUCAAAAGAUAUUUUGUGUGCAUACAGCUAUAAUAAAAGAGCAAAGCAUAAAAGAAGCAAAGGAAGAAGAAGAACGAACGAACGAACGAACUGACUGAACAAACGGUAACUGUGGUAAACUUCAAAAGGCACACAGUCGUAAUUGAAAUCGAAUUAAAGCAACGUGCAAAAAAAUAACAAACAAAAAAUACAAAAAAAAAAAUAAAAAAAUAAAGGAACAGAUAAGAAAACAACUAAAAGGCAGGGCGAUAAAAAAGAAAUUAUGCCACAUUGUGCGAGAGGUCAAAGCGAGACGAGUUACCAGCAGAUUAUAUAGAGCUCUUUGCGUAAUUACCGCAAGCCUCGCUUUAAUGCUUAAUAGGCAACCGAAUUAACGCAGGUCCACAGAACAAACCAAAUGAGCUAAACGCUAACCGCUAAAAACCGUUAAUUUGAGCUUUAGCCGCGUCGCAGAGCUUCAGCUUCGGCCACAGCUGGCAGCUUGCAGCAGUUCUCUUGCACAGGCGCUGCCUACAGCUACUGUUCAAAACUUUCUUCGAAGUCGUGUGCGCCGUGAUCUUUGCACGCCGUCGCAUAGCUGGUAUUGAACUUGAGAAGUAGUCGCAGUCGCAGCAGCAGUCGCACUCGCAGCAACAACAAUAGCAACUGCUUCUAUUUCAAUUGUUAACGAGCGAAAGCGUCGUAGUCACGCAUAUACACACACAAGCAAAUAAAGCAUACUCACACACGCACGACUUCGUCUUCGUCUCGCACUUCGUCUUCCUUUGCUACGUUUAGGCUAGGCCAGGAAAGUGCAGUCGACAGUGAAAAUGAUGUGCCCGUUCCAGACUCGCUUUAGGCUAAAGUUCCAGUGCCAGCUGUUUGGCGCACUGCUAACAUGCAUGUUAACGGCAAUGCUCACUAAUGGCGCCGUUACAGAUUCACCCAUUAAGAUCAUUAAAUUGCCGGCACAAGCGCCUGUGAUACGCUAUCGAAACGCGGAUGCUGCGCCGGAUUCGCUCUUGAUCAACUAUCGGCAGGAUGCGCAGCCAGAGCUGUCGGCCACGUUGAUGCAGGCGCCGGGUGCAGCGGCUGCGGCACUGGAGAAUCUGCUGCAGGAGGAGCUGGAUCAGCAGCAGCAGCUGACCAUGGGUCGGCAGCACAGAGCCAGUGCGUCCAGCACGAAUGCCAACAACAAUUGUCCACGUUCCUGUCCGCCCAGCUUGACGGUGGGCGCGGAGCCCGUUUGCGGCACUGAUGGCCUCAUCUAUGCCAAUCUGUGUGAGCUGCGCAAGAAAACCUGCUCCCGCAAUGGCGUCUCCCUGAUCAAGGACGUGCGCGAUGGCUGCGAGCGUUCGAAGGGCUCCGAUUGCAAGCAUCGUUGCAGCACCGAAAAGGAUCCCGUUUGUGGCACCGACGGACGCACCUAUCUGAAUCGCUGCAUGUUGCGCGUUCAGUCGUGCCGCGUGGGCCUGGCGGCUGUCAAGCUCUCGCAUGUGGGUCCUUGCAGCAACACGAGCGCCCAGCGCGAAUCCUGUCCCGUGGACUGUAACAGUGCGCCGAAGGAUGGACCCAUCUGUGCCUCCGAUGGCAAUGUCUACAACUCCACGUGCGAGAUGAAGCUGCACACCUGUGGUCAGGGCGUCGUCAAGACCAGCCGCAAGCACUGCCAAUCGACGCGCAUGUGCCGCGAGUCCUGCUGGCGUGUGGCAAGGCCCACUUGCGGCUCGGAUGGCCGUCUCUAUGCCAGUCCUUGCAAGAUGCGCUCCACCAAUUGUGGCAAGCAUGUGUUCGAAGUGCCGCUGUCCUUCUGCAUGCCGCAAGAACGACAUGGCAGCCAGUCGGCGGAGACAUGCCCCACCGAGUGCCCCAAAUCGGAGGCAGAUGCCACAUCGCAAUAUGUCUGCGGCAGCGAUGGCAAUAUCUACUCAUCCCUCUGCGAACUGAAGAUGCUCAACUGCGGCCCUCAACGCAAGUCCAUUCAGAAGAUGAGCAUGGACAAGUGCAAGAACCGUUUGACACGCUGCAAGCAGCUGCCGCCUUGCAAGGACUUUAACAAUCUGUUUGGCUCGAUCUUUAGCUCGAAGCGCAAUGACAAGUUGUGCGGCACCGAUGCCAAGACAUAUAACAACGAGUGUGAGCUGGCCCAUGCCACGUGUCUACGCGGCGUUAAUUUGGCGCACAUUGGACCCUGCACGGAUCUGAAUUCGCCUGUUAAGGAUUGUGGUGAUGCGUGCACGCGUGCUGAUCUCGAGCAGCAGCCGGUUUGUGGCUCCGAUGGCAACACCUUUGGCUCGAUGUGCGAAUUCAAGCGACGCACCUGCAAUCUGCGCGUGGUGCCCGUCUCGCUGAAGAAUUGCGCCCUGACCGCUGACUGUGAAUCCGACUGCGAUGCGCAGCCACCGAAUUUUGUGUGCGGCUCGGACAACAAGUUCUACAAGUCGGAGUGUCACAUGCGUAAGGAGAACUGUGGCAAGCAUGUGUUUGUGGUGCCACUGAAGCGCUGUCUAGCUGCCUUCCAGUUUAAGGGCUGCGCUCGCAUCUGUCCGCGUGAAUUUGAGCCGGUGUGUGGCAGCGACAAUAAGACGUAUUUGAAUGACUGCUUCCUGGACAUCGAGAAUUGUCGCACCAAUAGCACCGUGGCUGUGCACCAUUACGGCGCCUGUGGACGACCCGAGGCGCCAUCCACCAAUUUCCUUUACUAAGAAAGGGGAUUUCUUCCAAUUUUACAUGGCAUUUAAUAUUUUUUAGGCUACAGUCUAUUGCGUAUUGUAUGUAUAAUAUUUUUAAAAAACAAUAUUUAUUAUGUUGGAAUUAAAAAGCCGAACGAACGUA